Andrographis paniculata is the source of this 1998-nucleotide messenger RNA. RefSeq names its product fe-S cluster assembly factor HCF101, chloroplastic. Gene Ontology annotation, molecular function: ATP binding; 4 iron, 4 sulfur cluster binding; ATP-dependent FeS chaperone activity. NCBI's taxonomy places the organism in Eukaryota, Viridiplantae, Streptophyta, Magnoliopsida, Lamiales, Acanthaceae. Gene Ontology annotation, cellular component: chloroplast stroma. The transcript is spliced from 15 exons. The coding region runs from base 39 to 1748 and encodes 569 amino acids. Gene Ontology annotation, biological process: iron-sulfur cluster assembly. The record is from RefSeq and is a predicted model, not a curated record.
UUUCUGUUGGCAGCGCCUGACAAGAGAUUACGCACCACAUGUCCGCAGCGCUAGCUACACUUGGCCAUGAGAAGGUGAGGGCCAAAUUCUCUGCUCGCCUUUCUGCGCCAUUAACGAGCACCAGCAGAACAACGAGAAGAAUGCAGAUUCUGACCGCUCCCUGUUCUUCCACUCCGGCGUCGUUUCACUGCUUCAAAUGCCAACCAAGAGGAACGCGAGUGCCUGUGUACUUACAAUGCUCAUCUGAAUCUGCCGUUAGUGCUGCUUUAUUUUCAUCCAAGAGGCAGCAGCAGAUAAGGCCUCUGUGGGUUGUUUCGGGUCGCGAUUGGGCGUGUAGCUCAGUCUUGGCUAAGGCCGCUCCUUCACAAGUUUCUGUUUCAGACUUAGCAAGUGAAAUGGCUGAAGCUGAUGUCCUGAAAGCUUUGUCCCAGAUAAUUGAUCCAGAUUUUGGUACUGACAUUGUCUCAUGCGGGUUUGUGAAGGAUCUUAAUGUCAAACCAUCAGGAGAGGUUUCAUUUCGGUUAGAGCUCACAACACCAGCUUGCCCGGUGAAGGAUAUGUUUGAACAGAAAGCUAAUGAGGUUGUAGCAGCACUUCCUUGGGUUGAAAAGGUCAAUGUGACUAUGUCUGCCCAGCCUGCAAGACCCGUUUAUUCUGGACAACUUCCACAAGGUCUGCAAACAAUAUCAAAUGUGGUAGCUGUCUCUAGUUGCAAGGGAGGGGUGGGAAAGUCAACUGUUGCUGUAAACCUUGCCUAUACUUUGGCUGGUAUGGGUGCAAGAGUUGGUAUUUUUGAUGCUGAUGUGUAUGGUCCUAGUUUGCCAACAAUGGUGUCACCAGAAAACCGGUUGCUUGAAAUGAACCCAGAAACAAAGACUAUUAUCCCGACAGAAUACAUGGGUGUGAAACUCAUAUCUUUUGGGUUUGCGGGACAAGGCCGUGCAAUAAUGCGUGGCCCAAUGGUUUCUGGAGUCAUCAAUCAAUUAUUGACUACUGCUGAAUGGGGUGAACUUGAUUACCUAGUCAUAGACAUGCCACCUGGAACAGGCGAUAUUCAACUUACGUUGUGUCAGAUUGUCCCAUUGACUGCUGCCGUAAUUGUUACCACGCCUCAGAAGCUAGCAUUUAUAGAUGUUGCAAAAGGAGUACGCAUGUUUUCCAAACUAAAGGUUCCUUGUGUUGCAGUGGUAGAGAACAUGUGCCACUUUGAUGCUGAUGGAAAACGCUAUUAUCCAUUUGGCAGAGGGUCAGGUUCUCAGGUUAUCAAGGAGUUUGGAAUCCCCCACCUAUUUGAGCUUCCUAUCAGACCAACUCUCUCAGCUUCUGGCGAUAGCGGAAUACCAGAAGUCGUGGCUGAUCCCCAAGGUGCAGUUUCAAGAGAAUUUCAGAACUUGGGUGUCUGUGUGGUGCAACAGUGUGCAAAAGUUCGCCAACUAGUGUCAACGGCAGUCACUUAUGAUAAAUCUAUGAAGGCUAUCAGAGUCAAAGUACCUGCAUCUGAUGAAGAGUUCUUUUUGCACCCAGCAACUGUGAGGCGAAACGAUAGAUCUGCAGAAAGUGUGGAUGAGUGGACUGGGGAGCAAAAACUUCAGUAUACAGACAUUCCAGAGGACAUUGAACCUGAAGAAAUUCAGCCCAUGGGAAACUAUGCUGUCUCAAUAACAUGGCCAGAUGGAUUUAACCAGAUUGCUCCAUACGAUCAGCUGCAGAUGAUGGAACGAUUAGUUGAUGUACCUCAGCUUCUAUAACCAUGAAACCAAGCUGCAAAGAUGCUAUCAAAUUCAAUUCCAGUUGGUUUGUCUGAAACACAUCUAUGCUUGUCAAUUCAGAGAUAAUAUUUCAUAAUUCGUAAAUCCCCAUGUCUGCGCUGCUGUCUCCAUGGGCUUUAUUUAAGAUGUAUAUAGAUAAAAGCUACAAAUAGAAUGGCAUCGGCUCAUAUCUGGUAAUAUAUGUUGGAUUCAAUAGAAAGAAAUGAGAGUUGACGCAUAUUUAGCAACA